Molecule: messenger RNA, 2733 nt
Organism: Closterium sp. Yama58-4
Lineage: Eukaryota; Viridiplantae; Streptophyta; Zygnematophyceae; Desmidiales; Closteriaceae
Source: the annotation of a GenBank genome assembly
AUGGCGCUGUCGACGCGAGUAUUAAGUUCGGCGCGAAUAUCGAGUUCCGCGCGAGCUUUCCGCCUCGCGAUUCUCCUCCUCUGCUCCUCCCUCUUCGUCACCUCCGUGACUUCCGCAAGUUCUGCUUCAACGAAACUUCACGAAUCUCAACUGCGGCCGCUACAGGCGCUGAGCAAGGCAUGGCGGCUACCUCCGUUUGCGCAGUGCGACUUGCGGUCUGGCCUAACGUGCGACGCGCAGGGCAUGGUGACGGGCAUUAACCUCGCCCAUCGCAACAUCACUGGAGUCAUCCCCAAAGAAAUCUCCGCUUUUGCCAACCUCGAUACACUGUACCUGUACGGCAACAAUCUCACCGGUGCCAUCCCUGCUUCCCUCGGCCUCCUCGCCAACCUUGAAGCUCUGAACCUCGGUCAAAAUGCCCUGUCAGGCAGCAUCCCCUUGGAGCUCGGCAAUCUCAAGGCACUCAUCCUGCUCAACCUCAACGGCAACCGCCUGGUUGGAAACAUCCCGGAAACUCUCGGAAAGCUUUCCAAGUUGCAGCACCUUGAGCUGGGAGGCAAUGCGCUCACAGGGCCGAUUCCGGAUUCGUUUUCAGCACUCACAAACCUGCUCACACUCGACCUGAGUCCGAAUAAGCUCUCCGGAUCCAUUCCACCUGCCAUCGGGGCUCUCAAGAAGCUCAAAUGGAUGUACCUGUCAGGGAAUCAAAUCAGCGGCAGUUUGCCGCCCGAGAUCGGCGGCCUAGAUGAAUUGGAGCACCUGUGGAUUGAGGACAACAAACUCACCGGCCCAAUCCCAACCGAGAUCGGCAAUUGCACCAGCCUGGAGAUACUUUACCUAUCCAACAACAGCAUCAGCGGCAGUCUACCGGACAGCAUAGGCCAGCUGCAUGCCAUGCGAGACAUGCGGCUGGACAACAACAUGCUCUCAGGCGUCCUCCCGCCUUCCCUUGGCUUUCUCUCCAACCUCACCGUCCUAGCACUGCACGCCAACCAGCUCUCAGGCGCCCUGCCAGCCACCCUUGGAAAGCUCUCCGUGUUGAAAGCACUGACCGUCAACGCCACAGCCCAGCCGUGCCCCGCGUCCGCGUCCCUCUGCCUAGUCUCCCAGUCCAACUCCUCCUCCUUCUGCCGCCUCUGCCCCCAGUUCUGCGCCUCCUGCCAGCCCCUUGAGCUGCUGGCAGUAGACAACGGGGGGGAGAGUGGGAGUGAUGGCAGUGGUGGUAGUGCUGGUGGUGGGCUGAGCACGGCAGCAAUCAUUGCGGUGGUGUGCGGUUCUCUGCUCCUGCUCACGGCUGUACUUGUGGCUUUCCUCGUCUGGUGCUGCUGUCGGCCAGGCUCGUCCCCCUUCAAGCACGUUAAAGUUGUGGACCAGGAGGAGUUUGAUGAUGCGGGCCUCAUCCCGUCGCUGUGCUGCCGCUACUCCCUGGUGGAGAUCCGCCGGGCCACCAACAACUGGAGCGAGGAGAGCCGCAUAGGCAGCGGGCAGCACAGCGACGUGUACAAGGGCACGUGCCCGUACAACCCCGCCAGCACGUGGGCUGUGAAGCGAUACAAGGAGCGGUCCAAGCACUUUGACAAGGAGGUGGAGCAGAUAGCAAGCAAGUGGCACCCGAACCUCGCGCACCUGCUGGGAUACUGUGUGGACUCAGACACGCGGGUGGAGGGCGGCCGGAUGGUGCAGGUGGAGGAGCAGAUCGCAGUGUAUGAGUACGUGCACCACGGGGACCUCAGCCGCUACCUCUACCAAGAGACCUUCCGAGCCUCGUUCGCCCUGUGGGAAAGGGUUGACAUCCUCAUAGGCAUGGCGCACGGCCUGCAGUACCUGCACUCGGUGGGCAUGGUGCAUGGGGACCUCACGCCCGCCAACAUCCUCAUCGACAAGAGCUGGCAGGCCAAGGUCUCGAAUUAUGGGCUGCUGCAGAGGAACGAGCAGAGCGCAGUGAGCGCUGGGCGGCUGUUUGGCACCCCGGGAUACGUGGAUCCGGUGUACCUGACUUCUCACAUCGCCACCAAGGCCUCGGAUGUGUUCAGCUUUGGUGUCAUUUUUCUCGAGCUGCUCACGGGGCGGCCGCCGUUCAUCCAGGUGCAGGCGGAGCAUGGGGAGGACCACGUGCACAUCGCUGAUUGGGUGAGUGCUUCUCACUGGAUGAGUGCUGCUCACUGGAUGAGUGUUACUGGUGCUGACUGGGUUAGUGCUGAUGCUGUUGCUGACCAGGUGUUUCACUUGGGGUGGGGAGCACGGGGAGGACACGUCACAGACUGGGCUGCACCGCUCAUAGACGAGGGCAAGUCAGAGGAGCUCAAGGACCCGCAUCUGGACGUGCUCGAGUCCUCCUUCCUCUCCAUGCUCCAUUCACUCACCUACCCCUCAUUGCCAUCCCUCCCCCUUGUUCUUGCUCGUCCUUCUCUCCCCACCUACCAGGCGGCACCUCUGAUAGACGAGGGCAAGACAGACGAGUUGAAGGACCCGCAUCUGGACGUGCCCGAGUCCUCCUUCCUCUCCCUCGCUGAGCUCGCCAUUCGAUGCACCGCCAUGCCCUUCACCGACCGCCCGCCCAUGGGGGAGGUGCUGGCCACGCUCAAGGCCAUUCGGACGGACUUUUUCGGGCUCACGGACCCGGAUGAUGUUUAUGGAGGCGAGGGGAGCGGUGGUUUGGAGAAUGGGUUCGGUGGUGGUGAUGGUGAUGCUGAUGGUCGGCCGGAUUGGGGCGUUACGGUUAAUUCUGUGUGA